UGGGGUCUAAUUAAUCGGACAUAGUGCUUUCCACCGGAAAAGACAGAAACAGAAAGAAACAGGAACGCCCAACUAUGGAUUUAAAGAAAGCAUCUUUGCUUUUGUUCUUUCUUAUCUUUCUCCAUCUGCAGCACGGCUUUACUCUUGCCUUCUCUCGAUCUGUAACAACUUUAGCCUCCGUUGAUCCAAAUCAUGACAAUUCCCCGGUUCAAGGUGAUGUGAUCUCUCGGAAUUUAACGGAAUUAGCCGUCGUUGUUAAGAAGGGAGGCGGAGGCGGAGGAGGAGGUGGAGGCAGAGGUGGAGGCAGCUUCGGCGGAGGAGGACGUAGUUUUGGUGGAGGAGGACGAGGUUUCACCGGAGGAUCACGUGGGAAAGGCGGUGGCGAUCGAGCGAUUCCUGGUAGAGGAGUAGGAGGAGGAAUACGUCCGAUUCCGAUUUAUGGCGGCGGAUCGCACCACGGUGGUCAUCGUUCAACCGGCGGCCGAGAAACUGCUAGCGGUUGGUUAGGUUUUUUUAAUUUAGCCGGUUUGGUUUUGGUUUUUUAGAGUUUCUUUAUUUGAUUUAGCCGGUUUAGGUUAAUUGUUUGAUACCGGUUUUGCUUCCCACUGGUUUGCUACUAUAUAUGAGAAGAAGGUUGUUACUUGUUAGGUUA
Camelina sativa (false flax) is the source of this 652-nucleotide messenger RNA. RefSeq lists its product as uncharacterized. The record is from RefSeq and is a predicted model, not a curated record. Lineage: Eukaryota; Viridiplantae; Streptophyta; Magnoliopsida; Brassicales; Brassicaceae.